Rhinichthys klamathensis goyatoka is the source of this 903-nucleotide messenger RNA. Its product is annotated as V-set domain-containing T-cell activation inhibitor 1. Bases 91 to 873 code for a protein of 260 amino acids. The record is from RefSeq and is a predicted model, not a curated record. The transcript has 4 exons. Lineage: Eukaryota; Metazoa; Chordata; Actinopteri; Cypriniformes; Leuciscidae.
AAGAAAAAUUACUUUUUUUGCUGUCGUUCCAUCACCAUUAAACCAGACCUGUUUACACGAUUGACUGGAUUAAAGUAAUCAUCAUCAGGAAUGCUGCCGUGUUUUCUCUUGUUUUGGAUCGUUCUGCGUUGUGCAGACUCCUUUUCUGUCAGAGUCCCACCCGGUCCUGUGGUCGUGGCCCGUGGAGCAACGGCUUCUUUUUCCUGUGAAUUCGAGCCAGACUUAAAUCUCUCUAAUCUGGUGAUCAACUGGCAACGGGUAGAAGAUGAUCGAGUGGUUCACAGCUUCUACUACGAGAAGGACCAGCUCGAUCGACAAAGCUCAGAUUAUGUCAAUCGAACACAGUUAAACCACGAUGAACUUGCUAAAGGAAAUGCAUCUCUGAGUAUAGCAAAUUUUGGACUGAAAGAUGCAGGGAAAUACCUGUGCACAGUGAGCAACGGCAAGGGAACUGGCAAAGGAGAGCUACAGCUGGUCUACGCAGCUUUCUUUUCCGAACCGAGGUUAAGCAUCCAUCUCAAAUCCUCCGAUGUGACGGUCCAGUAUGAGAUGGAGAGCUACCCGAGGCCAGAGAUCCUGUGGCAGGGGUCGGGGGGUCAGAAUCUCACUAACCACCAGGAGGUCUCGUCUGCAUCAGAUGGAGGGCUGUACUACUUAAAGAGCAGCUACGUAAGCCAGAAAUCAGCGUUCAAUGUCACGUUUACUCUAAUAAACCCUGCUGCGCAUCAGGAGCUACAGAGGCAUGUUAUCCUCAGCUAUGAUGAGAACAUGAACUCCGGAACAUCCGUCGUGGCUCUGUCUAUAUUGUGUACUCUCCUCCUGUGUUCAACAGGCCUUCUGUUAUGGUUAUACUGCCGUGCCAAGCAGAGAUGACUUUGUUACUGGACUCGUCAUUCCUAUGAA